Striga asiatica is the source of this 951-nucleotide messenger RNA. NCBI's taxonomy places the organism in Eukaryota, Viridiplantae, Streptophyta, Magnoliopsida, Lamiales, Orobanchaceae. The record is from the annotation of a GenBank genome assembly.
AUGGAGAACACGCAGCCGAAUAGACUGUCAUCAGCCAUGGCGAACCUUCCAGACGAGAUCAUCAUAAUCAUUUUCUCCCAUCUACCCGCCAAGUCUCUCCUCCGAUUCAAGGCCGUGUCUCGUUCAUGGGCGGACCCCCGCCGCCGCGAAUUCCAACCUUUGGCGGAUCUCGGUUCCCCCGCCGCCCACUGCAAGGCCGACGUCUUAUGCGCCUGCGACGGCUUGGUCCUCCUCCCCGGCGGCUCGUUUUUGUCCUUAAAGCUGUGGAACCCUUCCACCGGAGAGCAGACCAAGUUGGAUCUCCCCUUCCCUCUCUUCCUCCCGAGGACGCACGGCAUCUUCUACGACCCGGCCUCCAUGUCCGGCUUCAAGGUGGUGGUGCUCUCCGGCCAACACUACGGAGUCUACUCGUUCGUGUCCCGCUCGUGGUCCGAGAAGAGGACUUUUCCGAUUUGUUACCACUGGUCGCGGAAGGGUGGGUUUUUCGCAGAUGGGGCCGUUUACUGGGUCGUGUGCAGGUCUAAACAGAAGGGCAAGGAGAUUGUGUACAUGGACUCGAGGGAUGGUGAAGAAAUUCUCAAAACUCUGCCUCGGCCGGAAAAUGUGGGUGAGGAGGCCGAGUUUGAUGUGGUUUGUUUGGGCGGCCGUUUGUGUGUGUACCUUUUGGAUGGUGGCAGUGGCCGGUUUUGGGUAAAGGAAAGGGUCGGCGGUGGGCCCACUGCUUGGAAAUGGAAAGAGAUUACGGUUGAGGGGACUUUUGGUUGGCCGGAUUUUGGGAAUGCGGGUGUAUGGAUACGAUCGGACGAUGGGGAGAGAUUUGUGGCGUGUGGCGAUGAAUCUUGGCCGUCGGUGAAGGCUUUUCGGUUUCAAUGGACUCCCUACAUCGAGAGCUUGUUAUUUCCCCAUACACAAGACCACAACCCGAUCAAAGGAUUUUGCUUAACUAAUUGA